AUGGCAACUAUUUCCAAUAAUGGAACAACAAAACAAAAAUCACGUUUAGAUCUCGAUGGUUACUCAUAUAUAAAAGAUCGAUCUACUAAUGAAAAAACGUACUGGCGUUGUAUAAAAUACUCAACACAUCGAUGUCGUUCUCGGCGUCAUACAUUUGUUAUUACGAAUAAUAUUAUUAAAACACCAACAGAACGUACAUGUAAAUCUGAUGGUAUAUCAUUUGAACAACGAAAGUUUGAUGAAAGAAUUGUUCAACGUGCUCGUUUUACUCAAGAAGCACCAGAUUUAAUUGUUACUGAUUGUUACAAAGAUAUGACUGAUCAAGGUAUCUCUCGUUUAUCUUCACGUGAUAACAUAAAACGUCGAAUUAGAAUGCUUCGUCAGUCUAAACAUGUUAUAGUAGCACCAAAUGAUCCAAGUUUUGAAUCUAUUCCCACAUCCUUAACCAAAACUGUUCGUCUAGAUCAAUUCUUGUGGUGUGACACUGGUCCAGAUAUGCAUUUCAAUGUAUGA
Messenger RNA from Rotaria sp. Silwood2, 513 nucleotides. The record is from the annotation of a GenBank genome assembly. Lineage: Eukaryota; Metazoa; Rotifera; Eurotatoria; Philodinida; Philodinidae.